GGCUCUUAACACUGCCUUCAUCCCAGUUCCUCCUCUCUUCACCUCCUCUCUCCUCGGCGGUCGGGACGGACACAAGUCAGAGCCUGAGCCCCUGUGUCGCUGAUCGAGGACCGGUCGGUUCCACGGCUCCCGGAGGAAAAACAGACCCGCACCUGUCCGGAGGCUCCGCGCAGACACGAGGGACAACUUCAGAGAGCCGAGAGCGGGAGUUGAGCCGGAUGAAAAUGAAACUGGAGGUGCUCCUACCUGUGCUGCUGUGUGCCAUCUGUCUCCUCGUCCUGCCGUCGUCCUCUACCCCCCACCAUGACUCAGCUCGUCUCUCCCCAGACGAUUCGAAGCUUCUCCACGUGACCAUCCCCACCACCCCGCCCGUGGAUGCCGUGCUGGGCGGCUCUCUGACGUUACCCUGCCUGGUGUCCCUGGCCCACCCUCCGCCGUCCCCCUCCACCAACGGCCGCCACGCCGUGCUAUCCCUCCCACGGGUCAAGUGGAGCGUCCUGACUCAAGGGCGCGAGACGGAGAUCCUGGUGGCCCGCGGAGACAGGGUGAGAGUCAGCGAGGCCUACAAGGACCGAGCCUCGCUGCUCAACUACGCCUACUCCCCCGCCGACCUCACCCUGCGGCUGGACGGCCUGAGGCAGAACGACACCGGCUUCUACCGCUGCGAGGUGCAGCAGGGCCUGGAGGAUGCUGACGACGUGGCUCAGAUCAAGGUCAAAGGGGUGGUGUUCCAUUAUCGUGACGCAUCCAGCCGCUACGCCUUUACCUUCGAGCUGGCCAGAGAGGCCUGCGAGGAGAUCGGCGCCAAAAUUGCCACUCCGGAGCAGCUCCUGGCCGCCUACCACAGCGGAUACGAGCAGUGCGAUGCCGGCUGGCUCUCGGACCACUCAGUCAGAUAUCCCAUUCAGAUGCCGAGGGAGGGCUGUUUUGGGGACAUGGACGGACUGCCGGGAGUGAGGAACUACGGACUCUUGGAGCCCGAUGAGCUGUAUGACGUCUACUGCUAUGUGGAGAAUAUAGAGGGUGAGGUGUUCCAUGGCUCCGCCCCCCAGCGUUUCACCUUCUGGGAGGCCAAGGCCUACUGUAUGAGUCACGGGGCGGAGCUGGCCACCACCGCUCAGCUGUACGCAGCCUGGAAUGACGGACUGAACCACUGCAGUCCCGGGUGGCUGGCGGACGGAAGCGUGCGCUACCCCAUCGUCACCCCUAGAGAGCGCUGCGGAGGUGGUGAACCCGGGGUCAGAACCGUCUAUCGCUACAGCAACCAGACAGGCUUCCCCGAGGCUGACACACGCCACGACGUCUACUGCUUCAGAAGCGAUAACGGCCCUUACACCGAAUCUCCUCAGGAUUUUCUCACCACUGAGCCAGAGGACAUUGGCCAGGACAUUGUUUUCUUAACUAAUCCUGCUCAGGAGGAGGUGAGUGUUAGUGAGGUAACAGCAGAGGGAGGCGAAGAGGUGCUACAUGCCCAGACAGUCAGUCCCGUCAGACAGGUCCCCGUGGAGGCUCAGGCCCCAACACUGUGUUAUGACAAGGAGCCAUUGCUCACGGUAGACCUUCAUCAGUCUGUCACUCCUCCCUCGGAGCAUCAACAGCCCUUUUCCACCAAAGAUACCUGGGAGCCUAUAGAGAAGGCCAGCUACCCAGAGUCCUAUCAACCAGCACCUGAAGAGACUCCCGACACAGACCAUGAAGAGUCUCACAUACAUUCAACUCCUCUUCCAGAGGCUGAUGACGCAGCAACGACCGAUGAAGACUCCACUUCAUCCCCAGCUAAUGUGACAAUGUCAGAGAGCGGCGAGCCGUCAGAGACUCAUAUCUCUGAGAUUAAUCAAGAGACCGAAACCCUGGACAUGCUGGGUGUUAAUGCAACAUCUGGAACUGAUGCAAAUGAGCUGUUUAACAGUUCCUCAGAGGUGCAUGAGGAGGAUGAACUUCCUGUUUCACAAGAGGACCACACGCCAGAGGUCCACUUGGAACACGCCUCUGAAACUGAGCUGGUCUACUCGAGCACAUCUUAUGAUGUUUCGGGACAGCCAGAAGAGGCCAGCGCUGGUCCUGUUGAGGAGGUAUCAGCGGUGACUACUUCACCCCACACUGAGGAAACAGAUGUUUACGCCGCUACACCACCCGUGAACCAUCCAACAGGAGAGGAGUCUGGAGAGGAGAGUGCAGAUCCUCCUCCAGAUGAGGAAACACAAGACCUGGUGACUCAGAGUUUGAUUGGGAUGGACACCUCUGCCAUUUCUGAAGUGGUCCCUACGACUGAUUCAGGUUAUGAACCUACUCAAGAGCACUCAGGUGUAAUGAUAGAGUCCUCCACCCCGGUCGACCAUAGUGAGGAGGAAUACAACAGCACAUCCGAGGAGGCGGCAACAGAUGAUCCAACAGAGCAGAGUGGACACAUCCAUCCUGCAGAAAUCCCAACAGCAGAGAUCAUCACGGUCACAGACGACUCAGGCUCCAGCGUGGAUGCUCCUGUCCUAAACAAUGAUCCUGUCACUUUGUUGACCUCCCCGGUGCCUGUAACCUUGUCUCCUCCUUCUGCGGAGGUCGAAGCCAGCUCCCCAGAGAUUAUCACCUUGAUACCUGAAAGCAAUGCUUCAUCCGGGGCCGAAGCCCUGGAAGACUUCCAGGAUAAAACUGAACAGGAGGGAUUAGGACAAAACCCAGAGGUAUUUCUCAGCACAACAGAAAACAUCACAGACAGUGACCUUGAGGGGCGGGAACAAGACGACGGCGACGGAUCGGGUGAAUCAUCAGGAGAGGGCUCGGAGAUGAAACCAGAACUCCUGUUGACAAACCCGACCGUCUCAACAGACCACACCUCUGAGGCAACUGAUGGUGAGGCGGGCACCGGUGCGCCUCCUCCUUCAGAUGUAAAAAUCACACUGAUCCCUCACCUGACCCUCACACCCGGCUGGGAACCAGAGCCCUCCUCCUCCACGCCGCAGGAGUCCCGGUCUGAUCGAGAGUACAGCGCCGAGACUCCUGUCGCCGAGGAAUCUGAUGAUGACUCCAAACAGGAAGAGGUCGCGGUGGAGAUCACCACCAGCAGCGUUAACGAACAUGGAUCGGGGACAAGAGAGGGGGAGACGAGCUCAGACGAGCCCUCAGAUAAAAUAUGCACAUGGCAUCCGGAUGAGGGGGACACCUCCAGUCCAACACCCACCGCAGACACUCAUGAUGUGACCAUCACUGCUCCCACCAUGCACCCAGAGAACAUGAACAGAUAUGAGGAGGAGGAGGAGCAGACUGCCGUGUCUGCUGCCAAAGUUUCCUCUGCAAGACAAGGAGGCUCGUCAGACUCGUGCCUGGAGAACCCGUGUUUAAAUGGAGGCACAUGUAUCGAAGGUGAAUCUACAAGGUGCCUCUGUUUGCCGGGAUAUGAAGGAGACAUGUGCCAGAAAGACCUGGAGGUGUGUGAACCGGGCUGGGAGAAGUUUCAGGGCUUCUGUUAUCGGCACUUCAGCAAGAGGCAGAGUUGGGAGGCGGCUGAGCAGCACUGUCGGAUGUGUGGCGGACAUCUCAUCUCUGUCAUGACCCCCGAGGAGCAGGACUACAUCAACGACAAGUACAGAGAAUACCAGUGGAUUGGACUGAACGACAGAACCAUUGAGGGAGACUUCCGCUGGUCGGACGGGAACCCGCUGCUCUAUGAGAACUGGUUCAGAGGUCAGCCCGACAGCUACUUCCUGUCCGGUGAGGACUGUGCGGUGAUGGUGUGGCACGACGGCGGCCACUGGAGCGACGUACCGUGCAACUACCACCUGUCCUACACCUGCAAGAAGGGUGUCUCAGCCUCCUGCGGCGAGCCGCCCCAGGUUCCCCACGCCAAAGUGUUUGGGAAGAAACGCUCGCGUUACGAGACCAACACCAAGGUGCGGUACUACUGCGAGGAGGGUUUUGUUCAGAAGCUGAAUCCUGUGAUCAAGUGCCUGUCCGGAGGCCAGUGGGAGGAGCCUAUGAUCACCUGCUUGUCAACUCAUUCAGUGGAAGAAGACCCGGUGACCUUACUUCCUCACCAGCACGAGGAGGUCGUGGAGGUCAUGGAGGUCAUGGAGGUCAUGGGUACAGCCACAGAGAAAGCGACGCCGCUGUUCUGGGACAUUAAAUGGAAUGUGUGAAGCCAUCCUGCCAUCCUUUUUUCUUUUUUAAACACUAUUCCUCUUCCUGUUUUCCCACUUGUCUUGUGUCUCAAAGACUUUCCAGCCCCCGUUUUCUGCAUCGAAUUAAAUCCUAUGAAACUAAUCUGAGAAAUCUCAAGGCCACAGUUGCUACAAUCACCAUGGAGAAUCUGAAAAAGUGCUGCAAUCCAAAUAUGUAUUUUUCAAUACUGGAGAAAUGACAUCCACAAUAACUUUAUCGUGAAACUUUCAAGAUACGAUAAGAGAGGAUCCUGCACGCUAAACACUAAACAGUGGAUUUAAACAGAUACUUUCUUAUCAUAUAAAAGACCUGCGCCCGAUUAGGGAAAUGCACAUUAAACCCCCCCCCCCCGACUUAUCCAUCUCUUUUAUCAUCAAAUUACAAAUGUGUCUCUGCGACAUUUCUGAUCAUGCUUAAAGUAUGAGUUAAUCAUGUAAAUGUAAGUUUUAAUCGUCUGUAUUACCCUGAAUAAACCAAAUUUACCAGUACACGGGGGCGGGGGGGUCGAGGGAUCCAGAAAUAUUUAAAAACAAAUUCUAUUCUAUUCAAGUUCACAUCAUACUCAAAUACGUAACCAAGAGUGUUCUUUACUUAAUCUACAGCCAUUUUGUAACCAAACAUAACUGUUUUUAUUUUUUUGUUUGUUUGUUUGUUUUUAAAAAAAUUAAGAUUGUAGAAAUUAAAAAUCGGUGACAAUGUCGAAUUCUUGAAUUUGACUGCUGCUGCCCAUAAACGCUGUAUUUUAACAUUUUGUUGUAACAGACCUGCUGCUGGUGGCUGUUGGCAGUGAGCCGUCGAAGCGUCCGGCGUGUAGUAACGUGUGAAGCCGGUCGAACUCGCAGUCUGGAGGAUCCCUUCUUUUUACUUCUUUAGUGCUGAAGAACGACAGCUGUCAGUCGACCUUCACCUCCCACAGUCUGCACUCUCGAAAAAACACGUGUGCAUUUGUUGUGUGUGUGUCAGAAAAACACACAUCUUUGUUUUUAUACAUUUACUUCCAGCACAAAAUAGUUUUUAGACACAGGAAGCCAGAUUGAUGCUUCUCUUUAACUGGUCACCUGCGUGUGGAGGAGAGUUCACACCUGAAAUGAACGCAGACUGAACCUGAUGCUUUUAUCUUGCAGAUAUUGUGAUAAAUUAAACGUUCCCUCAAGACACAGAUGUGCUGCAGUUUCAGUUAUUUCCCUUGAAGAGGAAAUGGGGACACUUCCUCACCUGCAUUUGAUUAAGAUUCACCUGGGGGCCGGUUUCACAAAGAUGUCUCAGACUUUUCUCAUAGAUCAGUUUAAUGUUAGUCAGACCGUUUCAUAAAAAUAAAGACUGACUCAUUUUAAGCCAGAAAACAUUAGACAUCUUACUCCCACGCUAAUUCAGGUCUCAGACCAAUGUUACCAUGGUAACAAUCAAUGACACCUGCAAAAGAAAAACAGGAAAACAUGGCUCAUAAUUUGAGCAAUGAGAAGGAGUUAAAAUUUCCUUGUAACUGUUGAAUUCUUCCAAAAGACAAAUCCAUUUUCCUGCUGAGGUUAACGGAGGUCAGCGGUCGGAUUCAGUUCUCGGUCAUUUCUUAAUUUUUACCCAGAAUUCAUUGGACCACAGUCCGAUUUAAGGUGGUCAAGAACUAAACCGCUUCGUGCAACGGCUGAAUUCAGACUUCUAUCUGAAACCUGAAUAUUUGUCGUAUCUACAUCUGUCUUUGUGAAACCGGCUCCUGGACGGAGCCGAACCAGCUGACUGUCUCUGAGCACACGCCAUCGCGGAUCACUGACUCUGCUCGUCCUCUGGUGCUUUUUAUUCAGGUGUCUCUCAGACUCUGUACCGUCGUUUUGCUAAUACGAACUGUGCUGUAUCUGUAUUUGGCCAGAACUCUGUUCGCAUACAGUGUCCUAAUCGGAGAGGUGAAGUUUAAAUUCUUCACUGGCCUCAGAGCCGCAGCUCUACUUCUGGGAUCAGUGAAGAAGAAAACAUAUGUUUUGAUGAUGCAACUAAUGCAACCAGAGCUCAUGUGCUGUAUCUUUGUAUGACAGUAGCAGGUAGUGUUAAUCGUUGAUGUAAUGAACGCAUACUAUAUAAAUGUACAAGUAGAAAAUAAUAUAGUGAAAAAUGGAUCCAAUGAAAAAAAAGAGAAAUAAAAUGUAAUUUUGUAAUGUAGUCUGAAUUUUUGCUCUUGUUACAUGUUGUUUAUUGAUUUAACUGUAUAUAAAUUAACACAUUAAAAAUAG
Seriola aureovittata is the source of this 6374-nucleotide messenger RNA. It is a transcript of the gene bcan, whose product is annotated as brevican. Bases 219 to 4130 code for a protein of 1303 amino acids. Gene Ontology annotation, biological process: cell adhesion. The record is from RefSeq and is a predicted model, not a curated record. The transcript is spliced from 15 exons. NCBI's taxonomy places the organism in Eukaryota, Metazoa, Chordata, Actinopteri, Carangiformes, Carangidae. Gene Ontology annotation, molecular function: hyaluronic acid binding.